AUUCAUACACAUCCUGAGGUGCCCAAGGAUCUUGUACUGCCUGUCAUCUUGCCCCAGAGCAUUCACCAGCAGAGAUGUCCUGCCAGCAGAACCAGCAGCAGUGUCAGCCCCCUCCCAAGUGUCCUCCCAAGUGCCAGACCCCAAAAUGCCCUCCAAAAUGCCCCCCUAAGUGUCCUCCCAAGUGCCCCCCUGUGUCUUCCUGCUGUAGCCUGGGUUCUGGGGGUUGCUGUGGCUCCAGCUCUGGGGGCUGUUGCAGCUCUGGAGGCUGCUGCAGCUCUGGUGGCUGCUGCAGCUCUGGGGGUGGAGGCUGCUGCCUGAGCCACCACAGACCUCGCAGAUCCCUCCGUCGCCAUCGCCAUAGCUCUGGAUGUUGUAGCAGUGGUGGCAGCAGUGGAUGCUGUGGCAGCAGUGGUGGCAGUGGUGGCUGCUGUGGAAGCAGUGGUGGCAGCAGUGGAUGCUGUGGCAGCAGUGGUGGCAGCAGUGGCUGCUGUGGCAGUAGCCAGCAGUCUGGGGGCUGCUGCUGACCUGAGCAACUAACACUUUAGACUUCCAUUCAGGAGGAAGCCAUGUUCAGUGGACCCUCCCUGGCCUGCUCUUCUCUCCUGCUGCUCUCUGUGUCCUGGGCUCAAAGAUGCUGUAGUCUUGUGAGAUGUCCCCUUUUGAAGGACCUGUAUUCUCAGGGACAAAGUAAUAAAGUGCUUCUCUCACAAUCUUC
Messenger RNA from Mus musculus (house mouse), 715 nucleotides. RefSeq names its product late cornified envelope 1A2 (gene Lce1a2). The coding region runs from base 75 to 524 and encodes 149 amino acids. Lineage: Eukaryota; Metazoa; Chordata; Mammalia; Rodentia; Muridae. The record is from RefSeq and is marked validated. Gene Ontology annotation, biological process: epidermis development. The transcript is spliced from 2 exons.